CGAGAAGGAAUUUGGCAACGUUUGUUGUGCCUACAAUUUUUUGGAAUAUAAAGACAUCAUAACAAGGUGGCUUAUCAGCAGGCCAAACGAAACAUCAUGAUGAUUCCACCAUCAGUUCACCAUUGAUUACAGCAGCAUCAUCAUUUAUUUAACUAAAUACAUUUCGUUUGUGAAGGACUAUUAUUCACAUAAACACGUUAAGUAAUACACCACGUAUAUUCCCACAACAGUACCCAUCCAUCCUUCGUAGUUUAAUUGGCCUUCCUCAUCUGCUGGCUGGACGAUUUUCAUCAUCAGUAAGUUACUUGAACCAACGACUCACUCAUCGUUCGUGAAUAAUUAAAGAAUUCUCGGAACCAUAAAGGAGCGCAGAACAAGCUGACGAAGGAACCAUCGUCUUUGCAAGCCUUGAGGUGGUGGUAGUCGGACAAAUGUCUGCCACAAGUUCACAGCACAUUCGCUCCCUUGUAAUGGUGUAUAUUUGAUGUCAAGAUGAUGGGACGAUGAUGAAAUUCGAAAUGUGACCAACAUGUUUCUGGAGUUGACCACUUGAGUGAGCCCCGCUAUAACUACAUUAUCCCAUGCCGGACAAAUUUUUGAUUACUCCUCAUUCUUGAAAGGAAUUCGAUAUUCCGAGAACAUCAAAAAAAUGAGUCUGAGCUGGUUAGACGUGGCCGACGAAGAAGAAUUAGAUGAGGCUUCAAAAGUGAAUGACGUGGAGCAAGCCAAGAAAGUGUAUCAAGAGAUUGAAGAAACUGUUCGUUUUCUAAAUGUCGCUAGUUCCAGGUGCACAAAAAUAGAGGAUUUGUUCGCAUCCGACAUUUUAGAAACCAGAUUCAAGAUACAGAAUUUGUGUGAGGGAUUAAUUUCUAACUACUCGCCAAGCUUGUACGGGUUUUGUUCGAGAGAAAAAUUGUGGAAACACGUUUAUUAUGAUGCAGUCCAGAGGGCUAGAAAACUGCAACGGGAAAAGCCAUGGUCUCCCCUACAGUUGGCUUAUAUUAAAGCCCACAUUGAAACUGGAAUCGCGAGACUUCAUUUUUUUGUCAUGAAAAUCCAGGAGGCAGCUGAGUUGGAUUCGAAACCAAUCAUGAAGCAUCCUUCGUCUCUUGAUAGCAUUUUAAAUACCAAUACUUUGGUAAUUCAGAAAUCAAGGACUGCCACUGAUGAUGACGUAAAGGAUCAGAAAAAACUUGUAGAGUUGCUUGCAAUGUGCUACAUUAAUAUGGGGGAUCUUUAUCGAUACAUGAAGGAUAUUUAUGCAAAAUCAUCACCAUAUCUCGAUAACGAGAAAAGUGAUACGGAUUAUUUUCAUCGAGCUCAGGAGUGGUAUACACAGGCGUUCCUAAUGAAUCCCAGUGCAGGGCUUGCUUUAAAUCAACUGGGAAAUAUUUAUUCUGAUCAAAGUUGGGGAAUUGAUUCAGUAUACUACUUGUUGUACAGUACUCUAACUGAAAAUGCGUAUGAAGGAGCAUUUCCAAACCUUCGUCAUAUGCUUGACGCAAGACUGGUACAAUUUGCUCGGCGUCCAGCUCUCCCUGAACCUAGACCUAUAGAGCUAUUGUGUAAUGGAUUCACUGGGUUACUGUUCCAACUUUUGUUUGAAGAAACACCAAUCAAUUAUGAGAAGUUUUGCAAGGAAGUAUUGAACAAUUUUCACGAGCGCCUGAUGACUUACGACCCAGACUUGGACGAUAAACUACUAUUUAAAUUUGCUGCGAUUAGCGUUAUGGUCGUAUGGAGAUUACAGACAAACAAUUCUGUACACACAUCUCCUGCUGUCGCGUUUGCCAUGUCAGUCUUCUUCACCCUUGUCACGCAACUUGGUGUAAUUCUAGAAGGACAUUCAACAAUCCACAAGAUUUCAGAGUCCUGUCACUCCCGAUGUGGGAAGGACUUGGAUGAUGUUGUUACAUCACACAGUAACCCCCAAAUCCAUUGCGAGGGGGAAGCUAUCCCACCAAUCCUAAGCCAUGAUAAGCCUGAAUACGAGGAAAGCACCAAAUUAAAGGGAAUAAAACAGAAACAUAGAAAACAAGCUGGCGCUUGCCGAGGCCCUCGAUUCCGUUCGAGUUCAAUCCCAUCUUUAAAAAGCUUAGAGUCAGAUCAAGAACUCGAUAAUAAUGAAAGUGAUGGUGAAGAAGACGACGAUGACCAGGAUGAUUCUGAUUAUAUAUGGUCAGAAUCAGAUCAAUCAGAAUCUGGGGAUGAAUAUGAUUACCAAGAAGAUCGGACAGACCGCCCUAAGCGUCACGCCAGCACUGACAGUCAUCCACGAGAAGAUCAGAACUGUGCAAAUGGCAUGGAUUUCAAUGUGAAGGCAUUUUUGUCUUCGUCAUCAAGCAACGGUCGCUCUGAACCUAGUACUAGCGGCAGUGGAAAUAAUUCACAAAAAAGCAUUGAUGGACUGCAACAGGAAUUAAUGGAUGCUUUUCAUCAAGGAAAACAAACACCGUUCGGGGAUGGCGAGUCAUCUUCAGGUGGAGAAGAGAGAUCUUGCAUUGAAGUUAAAAGCUUGCUAAAAUGUCAACCCCAAAUUGAGCCUCUUCUUAUCGCUUUGACACCAUUUAUCCGCUGGCUGCAGACAUCACCUGCUGUAAAAGAUGCAUUGGCUGCGAAUGCAGAAAAAAUAUUUCUCAUAAAACUCUGUGAAAUUCUGACUGUCCUGACAUCGAAGAAUUGGGCUACACACGUUGUGAACGAUGAUGACGAAGGACGAGGUGACAGGGAGAACGACACAAAAGUCAACCAAGAACUAGCCAACGACUGGGAAACUCUUUUAACGGAAAAUGACAAAGAGAUUGGGAAAGAGUCUAGGUCGAAAGAAAAUUUAUUCCAGUUUCAACUGUCAGAAGAUAGAUCAAUGUUAGGAAUGCCAGCCUUGAAACAGUUUCUCCGUGAUUUGAAAAUAAAUGAUCAGUUAACAUCUCAAGAGCAGUUGGCUACUCGAAUUGGUCGUUUCAUUACGUUUGGAAUGUGGAUGACAAAGACGGAAAGCUUUUCAAUAAUGUAUGCCGAGGAAAGUCGAAAGUUUUUUGUCCCCAAUCCUGAAAUGUUGAAGCGUCACAUGAGGGCGACACGAAUCAAGAAAUUGCUGACUGGAAAGAAUGAAGGACCAGAGAACAUGUGUCGUUUAACUCGGGCGUAUCAAGAAAUGAAGCUUGAAAAUCGUGAACGACGUAAUAGAGACCGGGAUGGACGUGGACGAAGGUUUCGAAAGCAAAUUGGUGGAGGUGCUGGACAUCGUGAUGAUGGUAAACCUUGCCGGCGACGAGGACGCGCAAGUGGCGUUGGUGGCGGUCGACGACGCCUAAGGAACACCAAACGUCGUGUGGAUGAAAAACCCGUUUACGUCAUUGUUGAUAUGGAGUCGACUCUGAAAUAUAUGGAAAUUAUAAAACGAUUGACUUGCCACAAGAAUUUUUUCGUAUAUGUACCAAAUUCUGUUUUCGAUGGAUUGGAUAUGAUGAAAGAUUCAGAUGUAGAAAUGUCAGAUGUUGCAAAUGAUUCAUACCAGUGGAUAGAUGCUGCUGUUAAACGUCAGCAUCAGGGAAUUAAGAUUUUGAAAAAUACAGAAAAGAAAAAAUUACACACAGUGUACCCCGAAGAAUCGAAAGAUAUUGAACUGUGGGAAUACAUUGAGAUGCUAGAGUGCUGUCACUUUGUCAUUACAUCCUUUUUCGAAGGCAAUCCAUACAGCUAUGCAAAUACUGCUUUUGGGGAUCAACGUGACAAAUAUAGCGUGUUUUACUUGUCUGGGAAUGAUACCCUUUUGGAUACUAGCAUAAAACGGGGAUUCGAUCCGAUUAAAAUUGCUCGCUCUUUACCUGGAGUCUAUGUUGAUUGUAUCAACAAUUAUCCGCCAUCUGAGACGCGUCGAGUACCAUCCCCGCAUGGUCGAAAGUGGCAAACAUCCGGCAAGUGCAAAGGCUGAAUCUGUGGCACCAGAAUGCUCUGAGAAACCAGUUUAUGCGACGCUAUAUGAGGUCACUCGAUUUGAAGCAGGUUUACAAGAUUCGGUAUUCGUCAACCCUUCAUAAGAAAAAAACUUGACGUCCUCCAGUCGGGUAAAACCGCAACACACAACGCACACAUUUACAUCUUAAAUGAAUUGAAAUGGAACGAAAAUGAAGGAAGCGAUGUAAAAUCCGAGUUUUCUGCUGCAGUCUACCUAUAAUUAAAAUUAAACAACAGUCCAACUUUAAAAGGUUCAACGGUACGUACAGAUCACUAUAAAGCAAUCUGCACUGGCUAAGGGAAUGGACUAACUCCAAUACCACAAGAAUGAAAGACACCAUCAGGCUUAAUGAUAAUAAUACAAACAUACUUCAAAUUAUCAUAGCAUGUUAUUUCAAUAUUUUUUAUUGUUUCUGUAAAAAAAUUGAUUCUGAAUUUGGAUGAUGAAAAUUUACCUUCUUUCGACACAGAUUACUAGCUGUAAUCCCAAAACUCGUAAGGUAUACAAUAUGUUUAUGCAUAAACUAGUGGUUUCAUGCUAAACAAAAUUUUGUCAAAAGUUUGUCAAUUUGGUUUCAAUUUGUGUACUCACUUUCUUGGGCAGAAAGUCGUUGGGGAGAAAGUCGUAAGAAGUGAAUGGUAUGUUGGUUGCAAACUCCCUGGAAGAAAAGUUGCCAUAAAACAACAACAUUAUGCAACAAAGAUUAUUGUCAGAAUUGGUUGAGAAAAUAUAGUUGAUGUAUCUGUACUGCCAUGGUAUGUAUGCAUGGUAUCAAAAGCUUUCAUCCGUUCACGCACAUCACACCACAAAGCGGAAUGAGAAAUCGGUCGAGUAGUAUUAAUUCGAUCCUUGAAUAGUUAUGAUGCAACAAGAUGGAAAACGAACAGACGAAUACAAACCGUCACCUGUUAUUAGUAAUAUAGUAAUUACUUGGAGUAAGUAAAAGGAUUGUCAUUGUUUGUUUUAAUCAUACGCAGUCUUAGGAUGUGAGAUCAACAUGAUUGUAUGUAGUAAAUAAAGAAGAAAAUUAGAUGAAUUUUUGGUUAUUAAUAAUAUAUAUGUGUGUGUAAUGAUCAGCUCCUGUUUUUCACAUUAAACUUUCUCAUUUCUUAGUCGUAGUCAACUAACAUGUCAACUUAUUUAAUUUUACUUUUACUUAACCCUUAUGUGUACCUAUGUGGCUUUGGUUUUUUUCAAAAUAAAGAUUUGGUUGGAAAAAUAUA
Folsomia candida is the source of this 5181-nucleotide messenger RNA. RefSeq names its product protein SMG5 (gene Smg5). The transcript is spliced from 15 exons. The record is from RefSeq and is a predicted model, not a curated record. Bases 650 to 3934 code for a protein of 1094 amino acids. Gene Ontology annotation, cellular component: telomerase holoenzyme complex. Lineage: Eukaryota; Metazoa; Arthropoda; Collembola; Entomobryomorpha; Isotomidae. Gene Ontology annotation, biological process: nuclear-transcribed mRNA catabolic process, nonsense-mediated decay. Gene Ontology annotation, molecular function: protein binding; telomerase RNA binding; telomeric repeat DNA binding.